CCCCACUUUCAAUUAAACUAUAAUUUGAAAGUAAAAUGCACAGAAAUAAAGAGUGGGUUGGUUAGUUCCAACUUCGGUUUAAAGAAGAGAUCAAGUAGAACAGAAAAAUGAAAACCACUUUGAUUGUGUUUUCCGCCAUUGUGGCAACCGCCUGGGGCUACUCAGCCGGCGCCCCCGAAUCCGUCUGUGAUGAUAUGAUUCCUAAGCACCCCGUCUUGCCACAAAAAUCCCCUCUCCCUUAUACAGUUUCAGUCAGUAAGAAGGAAGCCAAACCGGGGGAAACUAUCGACAUUACUAUUGGAGGUAAACCGUUUAAAGGAUUUUUACUACAGGUCAGGAAUGGAGAACAUGCGGUCGGGUCGUUCCAAAUCCCUGACACCGAUAAAUUAGCUAAAAGUAUCAACUGUCAUGGCACUAAAGCUAGCGCUGCCACACAUAAAAAUGCUGUUGAGAAAAAUAACCUCGUCUUGAAAUGGAAGGCACCAGAAGGAUCCGGAAACUACCAAAUCUUUGUGACUGUGGCUGAGGAUGGAGGAACCUUCUGGGCACAUCAACCAAGCCAGAAAAUCAAAAUCAACUAAAUUAUAAUACAUUUUAUGUACUUUCUUAGUAUUGUGGUCUAGUACAGUAUUUAGAAUAACAACACAGAGCCUGUGACUGUACCAAUAAAACCUAUUAGAUGAAA
Molecule: messenger RNA, 685 nt
Organism: Tribolium madens (black flour beetle)
Lineage: Eukaryota; Metazoa; Arthropoda; Insecta; Coleoptera; Tenebrionidae
Gene: l(2)34Fc
Product: putative defense protein Hdd11
Exons: 4
Coding region: 108-581 (157 amino acids)
Molecular function (GO): oxidoreductase activity, acting on metal ions
Source: RefSeq, a predicted model, not a curated record